Molecule: messenger RNA, 1822 nt
Organism: Felis catus (domestic cat)
Lineage: Eukaryota; Metazoa; Chordata; Mammalia; Carnivora; Felidae
Gene: DCDC2B
Product: doublecortin domain containing 2B
Exons: 7
Coding region: 333-1499 (388 amino acids)
Biological process (GO): intracellular signal transduction
Cellular component (GO): microtubule organizing center; microtubule
Source: RefSeq, a predicted model, not a curated record
CCUGAAGCACCUUUGAGCUCAGCCUUUGGGCUGCAGGGUGGCAGAGAGCUUCAGAGAAUUCCUCCCUCUAUCCAGUAUCGGAACAUCUGUGUUUCAGUGCAAUCUCCACCACUGCCUCCCUCACUGAGCCCCAGGGUCUUCCCUUCCAGUAUAGUGAUCAGAUCCACCCUACUCUGUGUGGCUGGAUGAGACCCUGAACACAGACAGAUGCUCCUGCGGAGUCUCUCCCCACCUUCCUGGGCGAGGGUGCAGGACUCCGCCUCUGAUUGGCACUGCUCCCAGCCUGCCUAGUUGCCUGGCAACAGCUCCGCGUCUCUUGCCGAGGACACACUAUGGCCAGUGGUGGCAAUCCAGCAGCCAAGAGGGUAGUGGUAUACCGGAAUGGGGACCCCUUCUCCCCAGGCUGCCAGCUGGUGGUGAGUCAACGCCGCUUUCCCACCCUGGAGACCUUCCUCUGUGAGGUGACAUCGGCUGUGCAGGCCCCAGUGGCUGUGCGGGCCCUCUAUACGCCUUGUCAUGGCCACCCUGUCACGGACCUGGCGGACCUGCAGAACGGAGGGCAGUAUGUGGCCGCUGGCUUUGAAAGAUUCCGCAAGCUGCACUAUUUACCCCCUGGACGGAAGGCUCCAGGUGGAAAGAGCAGCAGACGAUCAGAUCCUCCUGAGACUCACUGCCCAUGUGAUAGGACCUGUGGACCACGACCACCGGCAGGUUCCCCCUGCUAUAUCCAUGUGUUCAGGAAUGGGGACCUGUUAAGUCCCCCAUUUAGCCUGAAGCUGUCCCAGGCGGCCAGCGAGGACUGGAAAACAGUGUUGAAGCUCCUGACUGAGAAGGCCAAACUACAGACCGGAGCUGUGUGCAAACUCUGCACCCUGGAAGGGCUCCCACUGUCAGCAAGAGAGGCUCUGGUGAAUGGCCAUUACUAUGUGGCUGUGGGAAAGGAUGAGUUCAAGGCCCUCCCCUAUCUGGAGCUGCUGGUGCCUAGCCCCUCACUGCCCAGGGGCUGCUGGCACCCUCCAGACCCAAAGUCUAGGCCUCACAAGCAGCGGCUCCCGCAGACACCAAGGGCAUUCAAGCGUGGCCUGGCAGGAGAGAAGGCAAGAAGAGCCAGCAUCCACAGCCCAAGCCCAGUCUUCCCUCUACAGGCCCAUGGCCACGGGGCACAGGCAACCCAGCCCUCUACAAAGGAGCCAAGCCAAAUUGAGCCAUCUGCUUCUCAUGCCAGACGCCAGCAGGCCAUUCAGCCAAGAAGCAGGCUCCCCACUCUCUCAUUUCCAUCAGGUGAGGGGACCCUGGGACCCUCUCACCCACCCUCUGACAGGGAUCCAGGACGGUCCCUGCUGUCAUGGGAGAGGUCUAUGGGGGCAGAAUGCCUGGGUACAGGGCCGGCCCUGAUCUCAGCACAAAUCUUUCCUGCUCCCCCGUGUGCACAUGAGGUCCCUGGCCUCUUCGCAGGGACCUGGCAAUACAGAAAGGCACAGGGAAACUCAAAGCACUGAAACUUCAGCGGGGGGUUUGAAAGGGAUGGAGGCCAAAGGCCUGCCUGGGAGCUAUGCUGCCAUCCUCUGAGGUAGUAGGGAACGUGGAGCAAGGCUCAGGGGAGGGCAGGGGGAGGGGCUGGGAGAGAAGGUCAAGGGAAUGAUGGCUCCUCAGCCUGGGCAUCAGCCCGCACUGCGUCCCUCAUCAGGAGUCAAAGGAGUAUAUGAGGCUCCCCACCCAAGGAAGGAGACAGCGGGGGCCCAGGAAGUGCCAGAUGAUGAAGACACCUGUGCAGAGCAACCCUUGGACCAGGUGUGCCGGGGCUGGAAGCAGUAUGUUGGUU